Vespula pensylvanica (western yellowjacket) is the source of this 1695-nucleotide messenger RNA. RefSeq lists its product as uncharacterized. The coding region runs from base 9 to 1127 and encodes 372 amino acids. The transcript is spliced from 5 exons. The record is from RefSeq and is a predicted model, not a curated record. Lineage: Eukaryota; Metazoa; Arthropoda; Insecta; Hymenoptera; Vespidae.
CAGAAAUCAUGAAGACAUACGUGAUUUCAUCUUUAAUUGCGAACGUACUCAUCGUCAUUUUUACUGAACUUUCGGCUCUGCAGAUACAGAAUGAUGCUAAUCAAGCACAACGGGAAAAUUACCAUCCAAUCGCGACGGACUUUUUGGUCAGAUAUUUAGACGAUCAUAAACCGGCCCAAAAAAUAACCGAGACGAAUGAACAAAGUAUUGUCAAACGAAACUUGGACCAAAUCGGUGGUGGAAAUCUCGUACGAAAUAUAGCUUCAAACGACUUUAACGAAUACAAUGAUGAACGUUCGCUCAGAAAUCUCGAUCAAAUUGGUGGUGGAAAUCUUGUUAGAGAUUUAAGCGGCUAUAAGAUCGGUGCAAAACGUAAUUUGGAUCAGAUUGGCGGUGGAAAUCUCGUUAGAAGUCUAUACGAAUCUUCAAGGAAACAAAAAAUGAGAAAAAAUAGAAUGAACGGUCCAAAUUCGAUUAGAUUGAGUAAUCUAGAGAAUUUGUUCAAGUCGAGAAACGAGGCUGACGAUCGUACAAUGCGUAAUCUCGAUCAGAUCGGUGGUGGAAAUCUUGUUAGAAGUUCAAAUACAUUUGGUGCCGGUCUGUUAAGAAAUUUAGAUCAAAUCGGCGGUGGAAAUCUCGUGAGAAAUUUGGAUCAGAUCGGCGGUGGAAAUCUCGUGAGAAAUUUGGAUCAGAUCGGCGGUGGAAAUCUCGUGAGAAAUUUGGAUCAGAUCGGCGGUGGGAAUCUCGUUCGUGACGUUGAUCGUUUCUACGAUUGUGUAACGGAUGAACAUAAUCAGGACAACGUUGGUGGUAGCCAUUUGUUACGAUCAACUCGUCAUAAUGCUGAUUUUUAUCCUGGUCUGGUUUAUGAGAAACAACGAUAUUUUCCAUUGAGGAGACCUUCGAUAUUGAAUUCGCGUAUUGCUGAUCACGAAGAGAUCUAUCCACUCGUAUUCGAUCGUUUAGGCAAGAGAAAUAUCGACGAGAUCGAUGCAAACGUGUUCGACAACUUCUACAAAAGAAAUUUUGAUGAGAUCGAUCGUGUCGGAUGGAGUGGAUUCGUUAAGAGAUUGAGUGAUUACCUGAUCAAACAGCAGCAACAGCGACAACAGCAAGAACAACCUUAAAUUAUCAAACUAGACACAUCAUCGGUAUAAUUUUUUAAUUUAUAUACUUUGAUUUAUAUUAUAUCUUAAUUUUCUUCUAAAACAUCUCUAACAUGAUAUUAUAAUAAUUUAUGUAGAUAUUAUUAGGUAGAUAUUAGUCUUACAUCAAUAUAGACAUCAAAUAUAAAACAGAGAUGUUAAAGAGAAUAAAGAAUAAAGAUGUGUCUAAUCAUUAGUAAAAUUUCAUAGUAGAAAUCGAUGUAAAAGUAUAUAUAGCUAAAUGUAAAUUAUGAAUCUCUUUUUUUCUUUUUAUUUACGUUACAAGAUUCCCCUCGAAGAAUCGAAGAUGAAUACACUCGACUGAUUAAAAAAAUUUUAUUUGGGGAUUGAUAUAUGUCCCGUUUAAAAAACAUAAGUACAAAAUUAUAUUUCGAGGAUAUCAUUGCGUAGAUUAGAAUCGUGUUACAAUGACGUCAUUGAAACUUUUUUUGUCAAAUAUCUGAAGUAUUGAUAUUUUAAUUAAUUCCUUCUUUAUGUAUGCUUUGUGAAUAUUGUCAAAAUGUAACACAAAUAAAAGGAUUAUAUCUGA